GAAUGUGUCACCAGAUCUUUCUACAAAUCACGACACUGUGUGCAAACAAAAAUAUUUUAAUUUACUUAAACACUGCAAGCAGAUCGAGCAGGUGAUGUACGCAACGGUUCCGGGAGAACUAACACAACCUGAAAUGCAAGACAACUAAUUACUUAGCGUUGAAGGAGUUGAAAAUCACUUAAACUUUAUUUUGAUCUACAGGAGAACGAAAGAUCAGUCAAUCGUCUAUACCAUGUUAAGACUCUUCUAAACCGCUAUCGAAAGCAGCGAAGGGCAGGAAACUUGGCCCAUCCGAACAUCCGAGACGGGUAACUUUUCCAUUCGGACAAGGAAAAAGGUGAUCGAAGUUGUCCGAUUGGACAAGUAAGUUGUAGAGCUCUGACAUUGCCUGACUUUGGAUAAAUAAUAAAUCAUUUUUUCCCGUAUUUUAUAACUAAGUGCCUUCAAAAUAAACUUUCUCUUCUUUUUGUGGAAGUUGGCGAUGCUUAGCGAAGAAAUCAAAGACAAAUUGAUUUCCAUACGAUCCCUGCGUUACAGCACAAUUGCAUGUACAUCAAUCACAUGUGCUGCAACGGUCAGCGACGUCAGCGACCUGAAUCGCCUUAGUAUAGGCAAUGUCUCAAUCAAAAUUGUUUAAAUUUUCGAAAAGGUCACGGAAGCACUUAGGAAUGUCAAUACAGAUGAGGAUGUUCCUUCCAAAAGGAAAAAGAUUGGAGAUAACAAAAAGAAUUAUGAAACCAAGCGUGUAAGAAAAUUUCAGUCGGCUUGCAUUGGAUGACAGAAUUUGACUGGGUUUGUUAUGAGCAAAAAACAAACAGAAUGCACUGCUCCACUUAUUGGAAGUUUGCAGAAUUAGCAGAUAAAAGCAGCCCGAUGUAUAUUGGAUGUGGGGAUGGAGUUCAAGGAUUUAGGCGAGAAACUUUAACUGCCCAUUCAAAAAGUCGUUGCCAUGUUGUUUGCCAUACGAGACUGCUGAAUGACCAGAAACAGAAAGACAGCCCAUUGCAAAAGAUGUUUUUGCGAAUAAGCCAGGAAUCACAAGCAAGGCUAGAAAAACUGUUCAAUAUUGCCCACUUGACAUACACUGACAGAUGUAUCAAAAGAAUAUACCUUUACUCAAUUAGUUGUGUUGAAUGUUUUUAUUGACUAACUAGCUUUUCACUUAACUGGGGCAUCGUUGAGAUGUAAAAAGGAUUUUUGAAACCCUAGAUUGCUGUUACCGAUUUUUUUGGGACAAGUAGUUUUGUGGUCUGGAUAAGUAAAAUACACACAACACUUGUCGGAAGGGACAAGUGAAUUGAAAAGAAAGUUUCCUGCCCUGUGAUAGGGUUAACAUGUUAGGAUAUGUAAACACGUCUUGUAGUUUUUCAAUCUGUUAUGUUUUUAGUUUUCUCAAGGACAGAUUAGAUGAUUACAAUGAUGACUAUCGAGCUGCGCAGCCACCAUUUCGGGCUGAACUUCUUUCAGAAAUAGUUUCAGAGGCAUUUCCCAAAUCUACUCCUUCUUCGUUCUUACCUGGGGAAUUUAUUAGUCCAGACUCACCACCAGUGAAAAAGAAUAAGAAACGUGAUAACUCAAAGGACAAGGACAAAGACAAAGAUCCAAAUGCACCCAAAAAACCGGCCAAUGCUUUCUUUAUGUACUGUCAACAACAGCGUACUGUUAUGCAGGAUGAUCAGAAGGACCCCAACAUAGGACACCAUGAAUUAACCAAGUCACUUGCUAAGGAAUGGAACAACUUGGACACUGAAGAUAAAAAGGUUUACUAUGAAAUGUAUGAAAAGGAUAAAGAGAGAUAUGAAAAAGAAAUGAAAAAAUACACAUCAGACAAGGUCCCCAAAGAACCUCAUGUGAAGAAAGCAAGGACCAAAACUCCGAAACAGAAAGCUGUUGCACCAUCAACUGUAAAGACCACAGGGGUCAUUAUCAACAAGAGUUCUCCUGAUCAAAGAAGCUCAGUUGUGUCACCAGCUCUAAACAACCCACUGUCUCCGCAAAGCCUUGCCUCCAUGCAGCUUAAUAUUCCACACAUUCCAAUGCCGCAGCUCCUUUCACUCACAGGGGAAGAUGGUGGUUUUGACAACUAUCAAGAGAUGCACUCUUCCCCACAAGAUUCGUUUCUUUAGAAGUUUAAGUGCAGACAGACAGACAGACAUCUUAUAUUUAUACAGGAUAGCCCCUUCAGUGUGGUAAACACUGGUAUCAACGGGG
This is a messenger RNA of Stylophora pistillata, 2211 nucleotides long. RefSeq lists its product as uncharacterized. The record is from RefSeq and is a predicted model, not a curated record. NCBI's taxonomy places the organism in Eukaryota, Metazoa, Cnidaria, Anthozoa, Scleractinia, Pocilloporidae. Gene Ontology annotation, biological process: regulation of transcription by RNA polymerase II.